GCCUGGUGCCGCUCAAGUUGAUACUCCGCCGACCAAGAUGCUGGGAGCCAAGACCGCCGCCUUUGCCGCCGCCGCGGCGCUGGCCGUCGCCCAGACGCGCGCUGAGAGCGCCGCCCACCUGCGCGUGCGCGUGCACUCCAAGGUGACGUGCCCCAGCGGCCAGGAGAGCAUCGCCGUCGCUGGCUGGAGCGCUGACGGAUGUGUCGUCUCGGGCAACGUGUGUGUGGCCAACACCAACGGCGCCUGCCCCUCGGGCGCCCACUGCGAGUGGCUGGACACUGGCGUCUACGGCUGCGCGGACGGCGCCCCCGAGUCCUCGAGCUGGGCCGGCUGCGCGAGCAACGAGCAGACCAUCGGCGUCGUGGGCUGGACGCACGACGGCUGCAUCUCCUCGAGCAAUGUUUGUGUCGCUCAGGUGAGCAACGGCGACUGCCCGUCGGGCUCUGCGUGCCAGAAGCUGGAGACGGGUGUGUACGGCUGCGUGGCCACGUCCAAGAAGCGCCACCACAAGUCGCACCACAAGUCGAGCACUACGUGCCCCAGCGGCCAGGAGAGCAUCGGCGUCGCUGGAUGGAGCGCGGAUGGUUGCGUUACCUCAGGCAAUGUGUGCGUCGCCAACGUCAACGGCGACUGCCCCACGGGUGCUCACUGCGAGUGGCUCGACACUGGCGUCUACGGCUGCGCGGACGGCGCCCCCGCCAACAACGAGACGUCGAGCGCGGCUGGCUGCAGCGGCAGCGAGCAGACUAUUGGCGUUGUGGGCUGGGACCACGAUGGCUGCAUCGACUCCGACAACGUGUGUGUGGCCCAGGUGAGCAACGGUGACUGCCCUGAGGGCGCCUACUGCUCGCUGCUCGAUACGGGUGUGUACGGCUGUGUGGCCAGCUCCAAGCGUCACCACAAGCACAAGUCGCACCAGAAGGAUGCGACGUGCCCCAGUGGCCAGGAGAGUAUCGCCGUCGCUGGCUGGAGCGCGGACGGCUGUGUCACCUCCGGCAACGUGUGUGUUGCCAACACGAACGGUGACUGCCCUACUGGUGCCCACUGCGCGUGGCUCGACACUGGUGUGUACGGAUGCAAGGACGGCGCCCCGGAGGCCUCGAGCUGGGCUGGUUGCAGUGGCAGCGAGCAGACUAUUGGCGUUGUGGGCUGGGACCACGAUGGCUGCAUCUCGUCGAGCAACGUAUGUGUUGCUCAGGUAAGCAACGGUGACUGCCCCGAGGGUGCCUACUGCUCGCUGCUCGACACCGGCGUGUACGGCUGCGUGGCCAGCUCCAAGCGUCACCACCGUCACCACCACCACAAGUCGCACGAGAAGGGUGUGACGUGCCCCAGCGGCCAGGAGAGCAUCGGCGUCGCUGGAUGGAGCGCGGAUGGUUGCGUUACCUCAGGCAAUGUGUGCGUCGCCAACGUCAACGGCGACUGCCCCACGGGUGCUCACUGCGAGUGGCUCGACACUGGCGUCUUCGGCUGCAAGGAUGGUGCUCCGGCUAACGAGACCUCGAGCUGGGCUGGCUGCAGCGGCAGCGAGCAGACGAUUGGCGUUGUGGGCUGGGACCACGAUGGCUGCAUCGACUCCGACAACGUGUGUGUGGCCCAGGUGAGCAACGGCGACUGCCCCGAGGGUGCCUACUGCUCGAAGCUGGACACGGGUGUGUACGGCUGCGUCGCCAGCUCGAAGCACUAAGCGCUAUCAGCCCCCAGGGUUGUGGUGGGUGAAGGCUCCCGGACGUUCGUAACGAUGACCCAGAGCCGCUUUGUAAUUACGACGGCAUCUUUAUCAGUGCCUUUUGUUCUGUAUUUCAUCUGUAUUCAGACAAUACAAAACACAAUUAGCUUUUGUU
Molecule: messenger RNA, 1844 nt
Organism: Phytophthora sojae
Lineage: Eukaryota; Oomycota; Peronosporomycetes; Peronosporales; Peronosporaceae
Exons: 1
Coding region: 38-1687 (549 amino acids)
Source: RefSeq, a predicted model, not a curated record